Messenger RNA from Cuscuta campestris, 644 nucleotides. Lineage: Eukaryota; Viridiplantae; Streptophyta; Magnoliopsida; Solanales; Convolvulaceae. The record is from the annotation of a GenBank genome assembly.
CUCAACUGCCCACUCAGCCCACUCAAAUUUUUCAUCGUCUUCUUCACGAGAACCUUCUGAUAAAAUUCUAAAGAACCCUAAUUUCUUCAGAUCUUCUCACUCAAAUUUCUGAGAAAAUGAAGAUUGUUGGCGCUAAUAUCCAUUUCCAGAAGUUGGAAGGCAAGUGCUCCUCACCAAAUUUCUAUCAAUCCUAUCUGGAGAUGAUUGCUGCUCAAGAGCUCUCCGAAUUCCUUCAUAUGGAGAUUCGAUUCAAGUAUGAGAACGAAGUUCUUGAAUUCUACAAGAAUGGAAAGGUCAAGACUGUCAAAUCGAACAAGGACCCACAAAGGACGAUUCAAGUCAUCAAUUCCACUGUUGGAGGGACAAAAGUGAAGCUUUCGCAGAAGAAAUUGGGAGAAAAGCUUCACCUUCCCAAUUCUGGAGUUGAAAUUGGGAAACUUCCAGCCAAGAAUCUGGAUUGGAACAUUAUAGGAAUUUCUGGGCAAGCUCCCUCUGGCCCAGCAAAGAAAACUAAUCUGAACAACGACUACAAGCUAGUCCUUGAACUGGUCAUCGCAUGCCUCGAAUGUGGAAGUGGAGGACAUGCUGAUGACAUCACCCAAGAGAGGGCCUUCAUCAUCAAUGCCCUCAUUACCAAGUCUAAG